AUGAGGUCAUGGUUUAAAGGCUCCGGCACGGCUAAUGCCUCCAAAUUGAGCCUCUCUUCAAGCAAGAAUGCCAGCUCCACUCAGGUUGCAGACCCACGCGAUGUCGAGGCAGCAGACCUGCAAGAUGCCAUGGACGCAGCUGCUCGCAUCGUUAAUGAUGACAUCGACGGUGCAGAAGCACAACUCAAGGCGCGCAAGGAUUCAUCCAGCUUCCACCAGCUUGGUCUCGGCAUCGCCAUCUUUAUGAGGUCGAUUCUGGGCUUCGAAAAGGAGAUCAUGCUUGAAGCCAGCAAUCGGCUGGCCGAGUGCGAGUCGCGUGCCUGGGCCGACAUGAAGAAGGCGCAGAAGCAGGCUGAAGGCGGCGGCGGUUGGUUCAGGGGCGCUGGCACAGCGAACGGCCUGGGGCCCGCGAAGAGCAGCCAGAUAUAUCCGCCGGGGAGCGAGUACCAGCUGGUCAACGCAGAAGCACAACUCAUGGGCGCCAUAAUAUCGGUCAUGCAUGAAAGUCUCACGGAGGGCAUCAAGGGCUUUUACAAGCUGCGCAAGGCCUUCGUUGCACUCGAUGCCAUUAUGGAGGCUGAAUCGAGAGUCCUGGCUGAGCGGAAAGCCAAUGGUGUGGCUCAAGGAUCAUCGAGUUCUACGAGUGCUCCAAAGAAGGAUACAAUCGACGAGGACCAGAAGAAUAACGAGUCUGACAGCGACCUCGAGUUUGUCGACGCCCCGGAAGAUGCUGAAAAGUCUCAAGCACCGGCAGUAUAUACUGGUCACCUAAAGAGAGUCAACAGUAAAUCCGCUCCUGGCUCUGUGCUCGAGAAGGAAAUGGGCGACUUGGCUCUGGAGCCCGCCACCACGUCGUUGCCAACAUCGAGGCAAGGUUCGCCAGACUCCCAGAAUCGAACAGGCUCUCCACAGCGCCGCGCAGUCCGGCAAACCCUCCUCGAUCAGGCGGGCCCAGACUCGUCGACUUUCACACACCCAGUCGAUAUCUUCGUCCACAGCGGUGCAAAUAUGUGCUUCGGGAUUCUGCUACUUAUUAUUUCUAUGGUCCCGCCCGCGUUUUCGAAGCUGCUCUACAUUAUCGGAUUCAAGGGUGACCGCGAACGCGGUGUGCAGAUGCUGUGGCAAUCAACCAAAUUCGACAACGUAAAUGGGGGAGUGGCCGGCCUUAUGCUGCUGGGGUAUUACAACGGAAUCCUCGCAUUUGCGGACAUCCUGCCCUCAGACAAGGAUGUUGAGGAGCUUGCAGACGACGGAGAGAUCAUUGGUUAUCCCAAGGAACAGUGCUCCGCCCUCCUACAAAACAUGCGAGCACAGUACCCAGAAAGCGGAAUGUGGAAAGUUGAGGAGGCCAGAAACCUGGCCAACGCCCAGCGCGUCCCGGAGGCCGUGGCGUUGCUCAAGGCAAACAAAGACUCCAAGAUGCGCCAGGUCACGGCACUCAGCAGCUUCGAGCUGUCGACAAACGCCCUGUUCUCCAUGGACUGGGUCACCAUGCGUGACGGGUUCCUGCGGUGCAUCGAGCUGAACGACUGGAGCCACAGCCUGUACUAUUUUUUCAUCGCGUCGGCGGAGCUCGAACUGUACAGGGACGCGGUCCAUGCAGGAGAUGCCACAGAGGCCAAGAAGCACAAAAAGGCGGCGGAGGAGUACUUCCGGAAGGCACCAGCGAGCGCCGGCAGGAAGAAGUUCCUCGCAAGACAGAUGCCGUUCGAGGUAUUCGCGCUGCGCAAGGUCCAGAAGUGGGAGGACCGCGCGAAAGAAUACGGCAUCGAUCUUGCUGACGCAGUUGGCAUCUCGCCUGCUGAGGAGAUGACGUACUUGUGGUCCGGAUCCAAACGUAUGUCCAAUGAUAUGUUCGAAAAGGCGCUGGCGUACCUGAGCUGGGACAGAUGCACGGCGAGCAAGGAAAACGUAGAGAAGAUGAAGGCUAUCCCGGAUGAAGCGGCCAUCAAGGCGGUCGCAGAGUCUGUCAUCUUCAGUAAUAUGGGUCGGUAUGACGACGCCAGGGAUAGGGUGAAGCCUUACUUAGAUCAGGACAGGACACUCUUCAAAGGCGCCACGAGGGAUGACUAUACCCUCCCAUGCGCACACUACGAGAUGGCCGCGGUGGCGUGGAAGGAGGCCUGCGACCCGAAGUGCUGGCCAGCGGGUGCCAAGGAGGCUGACGAGUAUAGACGGAAGAAGGUCACGGAGAGCCAGGAGUAUUUGGACCACGUCAAGACAUGGGAAAGUUUUGUGCUUGAUGCCAGAAUCGGGAUGAGGGUCCAAACCGGCGCGGAUAGCAUUGCGUGGUUGAAGAAGAAAAAGAACUGGGCGUGA
Molecule: messenger RNA, 2319 nt
Organism: Diaporthe amygdali
Lineage: Eukaryota; Fungi; Ascomycota; Sordariomycetes; Diaporthales; Diaporthaceae
Exons: 2
Coding region: 1-2319 (772 amino acids)
Cellular component (GO): mitochondrial outer membrane; cytosol; nucleus
Source: RefSeq, a predicted model, not a curated record